Sebastes umbrosus (honeycomb rockfish) is the source of this 1120-nucleotide messenger RNA. It is a transcript of the gene c8h12orf65, whose product is annotated as chromosome 8 C12orf65 homolog. The record is from RefSeq and is a predicted model, not a curated record. Bases 385 to 882 code for a protein of 165 amino acids. The transcript is spliced from 2 exons. Gene Ontology annotation, biological process: translational termination. Gene Ontology annotation, cellular component: mitochondrion. NCBI's taxonomy places the organism in Eukaryota, Metazoa, Chordata, Actinopteri, Perciformes, Sebastidae. Gene Ontology annotation, molecular function: translation release factor activity.
AAUACCCAGUAGAAAGAGCUCAAACUUUAAAAAAGUCGUGUGUCAGCAUUGAAAAACAUGUUUUCAGUUUCUUACCUACUGGGGGUUUUGUUAAGCAACCCGACACAAGAUGGCGACAGAGGGACAAACACAGACCUGUUAUUCAAGCCACGAAGAAGAACACGACGACUGCUGAUUGGUUGACUGAUUGACUGGAAACGUAGAAGAAGAAGAGACUGAACAUGGACAUUAACACAUUAUGUACAUGACCGGGACACAGACAGGAGAAUAAUAGCCUACAGUAGGUCUCUUGCAUGGAUAAAAGUUUUUGGUAAACUUAUUGAUAUUUUCUGCUUGAUGACGCACACAACGUGAUGUCGUCACUUUGUGUAUUUAUUUAGAGAUAUGUCGUUCACCAGCUGUGUGUACAGUGUGUACAGUCGGCUCACGUGGAGAGGUUCUCCCAGUAUCUCUCCACUGCUGAGGCCGCUCCCAACUGGACUAACAUGUGUUUUGUCAGCUGGUAAAAAGGACCUGAUAGACUUUCCUGUCCUGAACGAGGACGAGCUUGAAGAGCAGUUUGUGAGAGGAUCUGGACCCGGAGGACAGGCCACCAACAAAACCAGCAACUGUGUGGUGCUCAAGCACAUCCCCAGUGGGACUGUUGUGAAGUGCCAUCAAACCAGAUCUGUGGAUAUCAAUCGAAAGCGUGCUCGAGAGAUUAUGCGAGAGAAACUUGAUGUUGUUUAUAAAGGAGAACUCAGUGAAGUUCUUGUAAAGAAGAAAGAGUCUGAGCUGAGGAAACAAGAGAAGAGGAGGAAGGCAAAUGAGAAUCUGGAGAGAAAAAGACUCUUUAAAGAAGCGCUGGCUGCAGACUCCAAACCUGGAAAUGACACUGUUUAAAAUGUUUGUGUGGAAUAUAGAAUGAAUACAUAAAUAUUUAAAAGUUGUGUGUGUGUCUUUAUGCCUACAAAGACUGAAUAACAAAACCAGCAAAGGGAUACUAUCAACAGUUCUGAAUCCAAUUGGCCUUUUAUUUGAAUAGCAUCUUUCAUGCAAAUUUGCAAUAAAAUGUACAUCACAUAAUACGAGACAGAAAUUUUGAAAAAAAAAGAAAAGUCAUAAAAUACAGUCAAAAAUG